This is a messenger RNA of Microstroma glucosiphilum, 318 nucleotides long. RefSeq names its product U6 snRNA-associated Sm-like protein LSm5 isoform b. Gene Ontology annotation, biological process: mRNA splicing, via spliceosome. The record is from RefSeq and is a predicted model, not a curated record. NCBI's taxonomy places the organism in Eukaryota, Fungi, Basidiomycota, Exobasidiomycetes, Microstromatales, Microstromataceae. Gene Ontology annotation, molecular function: RNA binding. Gene Ontology annotation, cellular component: U6 snRNP; U4/U6 x U5 tri-snRNP complex; Lsm1-7-Pat1 complex. Bases 75 to 266 code for a protein of 63 amino acids. The transcript is spliced from 4 exons.
AGAUGGCGGCCGCUUCGCAGAUUCUACCUCUGGAGCUCGUAGACCGGUGUGUGGGCAGUCCAAUCUGGGUAGUGAUGAAGUCCACCAACAGGGAGUUCACAGGGACGCUCCUGGGCUUCGAUGACUUUGUCAAUAUGGUCCUGUCGGAUGUGACCGAGUAUGAGAUGACACCACAGGGCAGAAAGGCGACGAAGCUGAAGCAGACCCUCCUCAAUGGAAACAACAUCGCUCUGCUCAUCCCGGGAGGUGAAGGUCCAGAAGCAUAGAGACGUAAUUCCAAAGGAGCUCUUUCUUCGUCUAUGACCCAAUCUGGGACUG